AUGGUCUCGAGCGUUACUACGCCGCAGCCGCAAGCAGCAGCGCCCACAGCGAGCCAGUGCCAUCAUAUCGCACUCGCCGCUGCCACCUCCGCCUUGCUCGCAUUCUGGGUCGCGUUUCAACUCGGCGGCGGCUCGACCGGCCUGCCUGGCGAGUUCCGCGCCGCGGGAACUCCAGUCGACGCCUUUGAUCAUGCGAUGCGCACACCGUUUAAAGAGUCGCGGAAAUAUGGCGCCUCUCCAACCGCCUCCCCUUCUCUCCCUAUGAACUUAACUACAUCCUCUGUGAUCGGUCACGAGCGGUUGAGAACGGUGGAGGGGAGGCAGUGGGCGGUGCAUCACUGGCAGCAGGUGCAGGUGCAGCUGGUGGCGGCAGAGGCUGCCAGCGGGGCGGAACUGCGCAUGCCGCCUCUGCUGCUGUGCCGCGCUGACAGCGACAAACACACCCUCGCCUCUUCCCCGCACUCACUCUCCCUCUCCACCUCCAGUGAAACUGCUGCUGCUGCUGCUGCUGCUGAUGCUAAUGCUGCUGCUGCCCAGCCCCUUUCUGUCUCCUCCCCACCGCCCUUUCCCUUCGCUGCUGUGGAAAGGGAACUGGUUACUGCCGCAGCCGCAGCUGGGGGUGCUGGGGUUGCUGGAGAGCCUGGGGGGAAGACUGCUGGGGCUGCUGAGGGGGCUGGGGGUGAUAGGGUUGCUGCUGCCCCUGGUGCUGCUGGGAGUUUGAAAGAGGUUGGAGUCCCAGUUGGUGAGUCAGACCUGGCACUGUUCCUGAAGGGGAGAGAGGGAGUGGAGGAGGGGAGGAAAAGAGGGAUGCGUGUUAGUGCUGAGAACAUGGAAAGUUCAGAGGACUUGCUAGUGAAUUAUGAAGAUGAAGCAGAUGAAGAUGAAGCAGAUGAAGAUGAAGCAGAUGGAUAUGAAGAGGAGAGUUUGGAGGGAUCUGGAAAAAGCGAUAUCGUUGCUGAUUACUCAAAUGCAGUGAUUACAGCAGCAGCACCAGCAGCAGCAGCAGCAGCAGCAGCACCACCGCCGACACCAGCAGCAGCAACAGCAGGCGCAGCUGAAACGGCAGGCAGAUUCACCGGCGCAAAUCAGAGGCGGUGGCGGCGGCGCAGAAAACCAGAAAGCAUGGGUGCAGUGUCCAUCUGCCUGCGCCCCUUCCACACGCGCCAAAUGUUCUCCGACAAUAUAGCUGUCUCCGACGCGCGCUUACUCGAAUGGAUCGAUGCGUCUCUGCUGAUGGGAGUGGAUCGCGUCUAUGUGUACGACCGCUACGCCACAGCCAAGCGGGAGUUGCUAUUGCCGUACAUGGCUAGGGGCCAGGUGGUGCAUGUGCCGUUCCCCCCCUGGUCGGAGGUGUUUUAUCGCCAGGAGCAGUUUGCUGGAAAGAGCAAUGCUCCGUAUGCGGCCAUUCAGCUGCGGCGGUUCAACGUCUGGGAAGAAACCAAGGAGGCCCGGGGGGAGCCUGUAUGGCACCAUUUUCCCACGGCAGGCCAUUCAGCAAUACCUCGUCCCUCCACUCUCACACGGCAGGCCAUUCAGCAAUACCUCGUCCCUCCACUCUCACCCGGCAGCCCAUUCAGCAAUACCUCGUCCCUCCACUCUCACCCGGCAGGCCAUUCAGCAAUACCUCGUCCCUCCACUCUCACAAGGCAGGCCAUUCAGCAAUACCUCGUCCUCCACUCUCACCCGGCAGGCCAUUCAGCAAUACCUCGUCCCUCCACUCUCACCCGGCAGGCCAUUCAGCAAUACCUCGUCCCUCCACUCUCACCCGGCAGGCCAUUCAGCAAUACCUCGUCCCUCCACUCUCACCCGGCAGGCCAUUCAGCAAUACCUCGUCCCUCCACUCUCACCCCUUACCCAUGGCAGGCCAUUCAGUUGCGGCGGUUCAACGUGUGGGGGGAAACCAAGGAGGCCCGGGGGGAGUGUGUGACAGACCGCCUCAUGUUUCGCAGCAAAUUGCCGGCGUAUGAUCACGGCAUGCACAGAUACCAUGACAAAGUGGCUGUCAACCCUCAGACGAUCCUCCCCUACACGGUGGGCAUCCAUGCCACCACAGCUCCAGAAGACUCCACAGCGGUAGCGCCACCAGAGGUGCUGCGGCUGAGCCACUACACGGCAGGGCAGAUCGACCUGCACUUUGCUCUGAGCAACGACUCCAUGAGUGCUGUGGAGGACCCGGGGCUCUUCUGGUCACCGCAGCCUGUAUCACCCACUUCACUGCUCACCACGGUGGGCAUCCAUAGCACCACAGCUCCAGAAGACUCCACAGCGGUAGCGCCACCAGAGGUGCUGCGGCUGAACCACUACACCGCAGGGCAGAUCGACCUGCACUUUGCACUCAGCAUCGACUCCACGAAAGGGCUCUUCUGGUCGCCUUUUGAGACGUCUCAAAACUCCAUGAGUGUUGUGGCGGACCAGGGGCUCUUCUGGUCGCCUUUUGAGACGUCUCAAAACUCCAUGAGUGUUGUGGCGGACCAGGGGCUCUUCUGGUCGCGCAACCGCACGCGGGACUGCCGGGCGCUGCCUUGCGGUGCGAGGGAUACUAUUAACCCGAACACUCCUGUGGAGUGCUGCCCCCUCUGCCAGCCGCCUUGGGUCGGGCAGGAGUAG
This is a messenger RNA of Closterium sp. Naga37s-1, 2607 nucleotides long. Lineage: Eukaryota; Viridiplantae; Streptophyta; Zygnematophyceae; Desmidiales; Closteriaceae. The record is from the annotation of a GenBank genome assembly.